CUUCUUCAGUCCAUUCUUUCAAACGGUUUCGAUAUGCAUCCCUGUUCUUAUUGCGACAGUCGAGGCCUGCAAUCGUGUAUCGUUUCUCCUUACGAUUCAUUCCGUUGUUCGGAGUGCGUUUCCCAGAAUUGCGCUAAGUGCGACGUUCUGGAGCUGAUGAACGCUGCUGAACUCCUUCUUACCUCCACUCAGCAUCGAAAGCUGGAGGAUGAGAUAGAAGAGUUAGAGUUAAAGUUGCUUCGGCUGCAUCAACAAAAGAAGAUGUGGCAUGAGAGGAUGUCUCGGGCUAUUCGUCGAGAUCUCAAGAACCUCGAAGAGCUUGAGAAAGAGGAAGCUGAGGAGGCUGAAGCUGAGAGGGUGCGUGUUGCUGCUGAAGUGCAGGCUGUGGUAGCUGAGGAAUCU
Molecule: messenger RNA, 402 nt
Organism: Cryphonectria parasitica EP155
Lineage: Eukaryota; Fungi; Ascomycota; Sordariomycetes; Diaporthales; Cryphonectriaceae
Exons: 1
Source: RefSeq, a predicted model, not a curated record